AUGAACGUCAACAAGAAGCUCGAUCGUUUCAAGCAAUGGGCCGGCGAGCGCAUGGGCUCUGAAAUCAAGACCAAUGUGUCUGACGAUUUCAAGGCGAUGGAAUUGGAGAUGACCCUGCGCCAGGAUGGUCUUGAUAAGAUGCAGCGUUCCACAAACGCCUAUGUCAAGGCCGUUUCCAAAAGAUCCGAGAUCGAAGGCAAGGAGAAAAUAUUACCGAUUGCCCAUAUGGGUGGAACAAUGAUAGCACAUGGUGAUGAAUUUGACAUCGAUUCGGAAAUUGGUCAAUGCCUGGCUAUGUUUGGUCGGACCCAAGAACGACUUGCUCGUGUCCAAGAAUCAUACAUUACGAGUGCCACAAACACCUGGCUAGAGUCUCUGGAAAGAUCACUGGUCCAGAUGAAGGAGUAUCAAGCAUCGCGUAAGAGACUUGAAACCAGGAGAUUGGCCUAUGACACCUCCCUCGCCAAGAUGCAGAAGGCCAAGAAGGAGGAUUUCAGGGUAGAAGAAGAGCUCCGAAGCCAAAAGGCCAAAUACGAAGAAUCGGCAGACGACGUAUUGCGUCGGAUGGAGGAGAUUCGGGACACCGACCCAGAAUGCGUGGCUGAUCUUGGAGCAUUUCUCGAUGCAGAAUUGGCAUAUCACGAUAAAUGUCGAGAGGCUCUGGUUCAGUUGAAGAACGAAUGGCCGGCGAGGUCGCAACAUUCUCGUGGUGGCCGUCCUACGCCAAGAUCUAGGUCCAAUACUGUCCGAUCCCACACGCAGUACGUUGAACCGGCAGAAGAGCCUGUCGUUGAGGCUCGGCCUACAAUUCGAUCAAGUCGCGCACCGUCCUCCCGCUAUGCAGAUUCAGGCGCCGACUUUCCACCAAGCAUUGCAACAAAUCGCCCCAAUCUAGGACGAUCAACCACAUUCGACCACUCCUCGACCCCAAUAAGAGAUCUGUCCCCUGGAACCAUGCCACGUAUUACCCGUGUACCUAGCGACUCCCUGAUGAUACGAACGGCUCGGUCUAAUUUGCGCAACGUUGAAGAAAACGAUGUGUUUGCAGAUGAUUCGGGAUCUUACACGAACAGUAGUCCCGAUCAUGGCUAUGGAGAUCAAUCUGUCUCUCCGGCUACUUCACACGGCAGUGGAUCAUUCGCCCACACGCCGGGCAAGAAGAGUGCUGCACCACCGCCCCCUCCUUCGAGAGCGAAGAAGCCUCCCCCACCACCUGUUCCCGCGAAACGAUCCGUAAUUACAUAA
Exophiala bonariae is the source of this 1245-nucleotide messenger RNA. RefSeq lists its product as uncharacterized. The coding region runs from base 1 to 1245 and encodes 414 amino acids. Gene Ontology annotation, molecular function: protein binding. The transcript has 4 exons. Gene Ontology annotation, cellular component: cytoplasm. The record is from RefSeq and is a predicted model, not a curated record. NCBI's taxonomy places the organism in Eukaryota, Fungi, Ascomycota, Eurotiomycetes, Chaetothyriales, Herpotrichiellaceae.